GCCAUUUCGUUUGGAGUGCCGCUCGCGUGGUGGCCGCCGAUAGCCUGCGCCAGCCACCACCACGAAUCGAUCGAUGGUCCAGGGCAACUUCGCGCCACCCCCGGACGUCUUGGAGCUCGGCCACGACGCACUGUAUGGACCGUCUGACCUGGAUGACGUGAUUGUCGGCGACAACAGCAUCGACAGUAGCAGCGGGUUUUCGUUCUUGCAAAGUCACGACAAUGGUGAGGCGUCCGGCGACGUGUCGCCGUCUUGGACGACGCGAUGGUGCCGCGCAUACAGCCCCGCGCGCAUGCUCGUUGUGUGCGUGAUUGUCGCGAUUUCAUUUGCCGCGAUGGUGUUUCUCGGGUUUGUCCUGCAGCAGGAGAUCACCGACGACAAAACGUUGCCCAACGAAACGUGGGUCCCCGAGAUCACGUCGUGGGACAUGCUCGUGUACAGUCUGCCAAACUCGUGCCGCGUCCUGAGCAUCCUCGGCGUCCUCACCGUCAUGCUGUGCUACGUCCUCAAACGCACGUUCCGGUUCAACUCGAUGCCGCUCUUCAUGCCGCUCCUGUUGUCUCAGCUCGGGUUUCUCACGUCCAGAUUCUAUGUUGCGAUCGCGCCACUCAUCACCGAGUGGCAGGACCGGGUCGAUCCGUGGGCAUCCAACUCGACGACGAGUCGGGCGAACGCGUCCGUCAUCGUCGCUCCGCGCGCCAACAACUCGUCGUUCAUGUGCAACACGACGAGUUACUGCGGCCUCCCCAGCAGCAUCUUGACGACGUCGUUCAACUUGAGCCAGAUCGCGUUCACGAUUGCAAUCACGCUGCGCCUGUUGCAGUCGGUGGGGUCGCCAGUCGAAGCGCUGUGCGACUCGCGUCAACUCGACAAGAUGCUGAACCGGUGGAUCGUUGUCAUCGUGGCCAUGUCGUGCGCCGUGGCGAUCGCGAUCUCAUGGACCACGCACGACGCCGCGCCGACGCAGUGCCAGUACAACAUGUACGUGUGCAUGAGCAAGGAAGCGCAGAUGCUCAACAACAUGAUCGCGCCCGCCGUCGGUCUCGGUACCGUCACCGUGCUCUACUAUCGCAUUCGCGGCAAGAUUCAAGACUUGUACCCGACCAACGCCCGCCGCACGUUCAAGUCGGUCGCGACGCACCACAUUGUCGUGUUUGUCGUGACGUGGGGCAUCUCGCUCUUUAUGUUUUCGCUGCUCACGAUCUUGCGCGAGCUGCCAGACCAAGAGACCCAAAGCCAGACCGUUGCCUGGUUCAAGCUCGCCAAGGACGAGAUGCUCGCGAUGCGGGUCAAGACAGAGUUGAUGCUGCUCACGUUUGUCCCGUACGACCUGCAGGGGUUCCUCACGAGUGUUGUCGCGCUGUGGAGCUACUUUCGGCUCCGGACGCGGUUCGACCUCGGGCUGAGCCUCAAGGCCAUCAACCCAGCCUCGAUCGAGUUUGACGAACCGCUCGCGAUUCUCGGCCAAGGCGCGUUUGCAGUCGUCGUCAAGGCAACGUGGUUUCCGUCGCGGCAGCUCGAGUACGGCAGCGUCCUCGACUGCAUGUUGCAGAGAAAUCAAUCGCACGGGAUGAAGCAACGCACCAUGACCGCCCGACGGCAGCAGAGCCUCCCCGUCGCCGUCAAAACAUUCAAGCUGGAACGCAACAGCGCCAACUCGACGCUGAACGGGAUUCAGGAAGAAGCGUACUUGGCGUCGAAGCUCGUCCACCCCAACAUCAUGGCCACGUACGGGUGUUACACGGUCGGGAGCACGCUCUACCUCGUGUGCGAAUAUCUCGGUGGCGGGACCCUCCAGGACGUGAUCGACACAGUGCAGCCGCUGCCGUACGAGCAAGUGCUGCUGUACGCGCUGCAGAUCGCGUCUGGGAUGGAGUUUUUGCACGGGCUCGCCGUGCCAGUGAUCCACCGGGACUUGAAGCCACUCAACUGCUGCUUUGACCAGACCCACACGACGUUGAAGCUGGUCGACUUUGGCUUCUCGCGGCUCUUCCGCGCCGACCCGAGCACGUCGAAACACCCGACAGCGACGCCACGGACUACGACGACCACCACCGACAAAGACCUCGACACUCGGCGGACGAACCUGCCGCUGUUCAGCAGUGCCACGUCCCGGUUUUCUCGACUGCCCGACCCGCCAAACGAGUCCAGCGACGGCAGCUCGAGUCCGGCACUCCUCAUGACGUCGCGCGUCGGCACUGUGUGCUGGGCGGCGCCGGAGGUCUUGUCCGAGGAAGAGCAGACCAUGUACAGCCUCAAGGUCGACGUGUACAGUUUCGGGAUCAUUUGCUGGCAGCUCUACACAGGCAAGCAGCCGUACAGCGACAUCCCUGGCAGUGUCUUGGCCGUCGAAGAGGCGGUGCUCCAGGGGACGCGGCCUCGCAUCCCGGACGACUGCCCCGUGCACUUUGCCAAGCUCAUGCGGCGCGCGUGGCACGCCAACCCGGACCGACGCCCGUCCUUCGCCGACAUCGUCAGGGUGCUCAUGGGCGAACUCAACCAAUUCCACCUGUACGGCACGGCGCGGAGCGAGCCACCAAGUCCAUGCGACCUGGACUAGCUCUCGUUCCCCCCAUCUAUUUAAUGCGCUAUUUAUCGAAACAGUGUCGCUGUGUGUCAAAGCUGGCUCGGAUGAACUCGUUUCAGUAGGUCACACGUUGACCCGCGUGAUGUGACACAAAGACUAGCUCGUUCCGGAGUCGGCCUGCUUUGGCGCACGCUUCACGUCGGCUCCAUCGAAAGGAGCCAUGCGUCGCUCUUUUGUCUUCGUUUGAAUCGAACCAGCAACAGUCGAUU
Messenger RNA from Aphanomyces invadans, 2796 nucleotides. Its product is annotated as TKL protein kinase. The transcript has 2 exons. The record is from RefSeq and is a predicted model, not a curated record. Gene Ontology annotation, biological process: protein phosphorylation. NCBI's taxonomy places the organism in Eukaryota, Oomycota, Saprolegniomycetes, Saprolegniales, Verrucalvaceae. Bases 74 to 2560 code for a protein of 828 amino acids. Gene Ontology annotation, molecular function: protein kinase activity; ATP binding.